Prosopis cineraria is the source of this 1589-nucleotide messenger RNA. RefSeq names its product thioredoxin-like fold domain-containing protein MRL7, chloroplastic. The transcript is spliced from 5 exons. Gene Ontology annotation, cellular component: chloroplast stroma. Bases 298 to 1434 code for a protein of 378 amino acids. The record is from RefSeq and is a predicted model, not a curated record. NCBI's taxonomy places the organism in Eukaryota, Viridiplantae, Streptophyta, Magnoliopsida, Fabales, Fabaceae. Gene Ontology annotation, biological process: regulation of DNA-templated transcription; chloroplast organization.
CCUAUCUACCGUUUUCUUCGUGCGCUUCCUCUCUUCAUCGAGCUUUAGUUCGAGAUGAAUCACCGUGCCUCUUCGUCUAUUAUCUUCCUUCAUUCUUCACCAUGCCUCGAUUAACCGGGUGCUCGAGAACUCGUCACUGUACUUCGUGAACCAGCUGCUCGCGACUCUGCUUAAUGAACAGGUGAAGAGAAGCAGAUCGGAGCGUACCCACUGUCCAUUCAUUGGUUGAAGUAAUUGUCCCAUUCCCCUUAUAACUUUUUUUUGGGAAGGCUGGCAUCUUCUUGGUGAAGUUGAAAAAUGCUAUUUCUCCAAGCUUCAGCCCUGCCUAGAUGCUUCUCACCUUUUUGUGCUACAGAAAGAGAUCCUUUUUUUUAUCCUUCAUCAUUUAAUACUCAGAAUUUAUAUUUUCACUCUACUGACGGUACUUCUCAUUUGAGAUUUUUCUUGCAUUCUCCCGUACAUUGUCGUCGUACCAUACAAUCUGUACCUCUCUCUGCUGCUUUAAAAAAUUCUGUUCCGGAACCAGAGCCUGAAGCUAGCUCCAGUUCCUCUUUCAGAGAGGGACGUAAGACCAGAAGCCGCAACCCAAAAGAUGAGGUAACUGAUGCCAAUGAUAAAAAUUCUGCCAAGGUCUCCCUCACAAUUCCAAGGAAGCCCAGGCAUGGGCGUAGAAGCGAAGCUAUGGCAGUUGAAGAUUUCAUACGUGAUUCGCUUGAUAGGACAUUUGAUUCAAUUCAGCAACAAAGUUCAGAUGUUUUGGAGAAUAAGGAAAACAUAAUGAAGGAAAGAGUUUGUGAGAAGUCUAAAUCUGAAAGCAGUGAUGAUGAUGAUGAGAAAGAGGAGGGGGAUGAGGUGGAGCAUGAGGAAGGUGCCAGCGAUACUAGAGAGAAGAAGAUGGUGAUUGAGGAAGAAAGUAAGAAUUGGCCUCUGGAUGCUGAUGUUGGUUGGGGAAUAAGAGCUUCUGAUUAUUUUGAACAGCAUCCAAUUAAGAAUGUUAUUGGGGAUGAUGGUGUUGAAAUUGACUGGGAAGGGGAGAUUGAUGAUAACUGGGUGCAGGAGAUCAACUGUUUGGAAUGGGAGAGUUUUGCUUUCCAUCCCAGUCCCCUAGUUGUACUUGUCUUUGAAAGAUAUAACAGGGCGAUGGAUAACUGGAAAAUUUUGAAAGAGCUGGAGAAAGCGAUUAAGGUAUACUGGGGUGCCAAGGAUCGGUUGCCUCCACGGGCGGUUAAGGUAGACAUUAAUAUAGAGAGAGACUUGGCAUAUGCCCUUAAAGCCAGAGAAUGCCCGCAAAUAUUAUUUUUACGAGGGAACAAGAUCGUGUAUAGGGAGAAAGAACACAGGACGGCGGAUGAGUUGGUUCAGAUGAUUGCAUUUUUCUAUUACAAUGCAAAGAAGCCUUCGUGGAUAGACGAUACGGCAUUAUUUCUUCGAUAAUGAUUACCUUUCAUGUUUGUCGCGGAAAAUUACCUCCAUAGAUCCACUCAUUCUUCUUGGCCAGAUGUUUGUCAUAUUCUUUCUUUCUUUCUUUCUUUCUUUCUUGGCCAAGUUUUUCAUGUUCAACUUCACAAAUAAAGCCGUUUUAAAUUUAA